UCAUGAUCUCGCUGUAAAGUGUAAACAUUGGUGGUGGGGGUGCUGGAGUCGCGUGUAAUCAAUGCAAUAGCGAGCCCGAUGUUCAAACCGAGUCGGACCAGGCCCAGGAGGACCGUCUUCACCUCCCAGCACGCGCUAUAGCAACAUGAAUACGAUAUUUCAACUCGGACAUUUUUCCCUUGUCGUUUUUCACAGUCCCGCUAUUGAUUAACUCGCCGUUGAUCCGACGUUUAUUUAUUUACCAGCUUAGUUAGCAAUGAAACCUCGUGGUGAUAAUGGGUGUGCCAUUCGGGGUGGAGGCGUUGCCAGUAAAAAAAUGAGAAAGAGAAAAGAAUUGGACGCUCUUGUCGGAGGUGUAAGUGCGAAAAGAGUCGGAGGAUGUAAAAGGCCUGGAAGUGGCGGCGUGAGUCCCCAGGAUCAGCUACUAUCAGAAUCCACAGGCGAAGAAGAUUACUGGGGUACGAAAAUGAACGGGAAAGAGAAAAGGAGAUACGCAAAUGGAGGAGUUAAAAGGGGAAGUGGAGCUUGCAGUGCCCUUUUAAGACUCUGCACUGUCCUUUUGAUAAUGGCAUGCGUUGUAGCUACUGUUACAGUAAUGUGGCUAUUUAUUGAUAUAAGAGAGCAGGCUACAUAUCUACGAAGUCAACUCGAUCAAGUGACUGCUGGGACUCAGGGUGUUCCUGAAGAAAUUCAACAAUGCCACUCUUUAACCCGCCAACUUCAGAAUAACCAAACACAACUGUUUGCUAGUUUAGCAACAAUUUCUCAAAAAUUAGUGAACUUUACUAAUAUGAUUAGUGCAGUUCAAGGAGGUUUAUCUAACGUACAGAGUAAACUUCACGAAUCACCUGAGUUAAUUAAUGUGCCCAAAGGGCUCCAAGCCUUAUCUCAAAGUGUUGCCACAUUUACAAGUUCAAUGCAAGACGUCCAAGCAACUACAUUACAGCUAUCCGAACAGUAUAAAACUUUAUCAGCAUCGAUUGAAAAGCUUUCUUUCAACAUCACAGACUUGCAUAUAACUGUUGGUGAUCUGAAAGAGUUUGUCCACAAGAACGUGGGAAAUGUGUCAACAUCGCACGAUGUUGUUAACGAUAAAAUAGUUUCUACAGUUUUAGACAAACUAUAUCCAAAUAUAUCGUUGAUACAGCAGUCUGUCUCGCAGAGGUUAAACUGGACAAAAGAUGACCAGCAUAAAGAUCACAAAACAAUAGAGACACUUCAAGAAAACUCAAAUAAUAUGAGCAGCCACUUGAUUUCUUUGCAAAAUGAAUUUGGACUGUACAAAUUUAAAUACGACCAACUUGUACAAAAUCUUUCACAAAUUAACUUGCAGGUUUCAAGAAAUUCUGACGAUUUAAAUAAUAUGAAAUCAGAAUUUAAUAAUAUGACAAACACUCUAUCAUACUAUGGAAAAGAGAAAGUUACUUUUAACAACAUUUUAACAAAUAAUAACAACAAUGUUUCUUGGAAAUUAAAUCAUACAGAAAUGACUGCUACAAACAAAUCGAAUCCAAUACAAGGAGGAGAUAAAACCCACUUGGAUCAAUGAGUUUCCCUGACUUCUUAACAUCAGUUCCUUCUGUAGACACAAGUUCAUAGGGAGGACCUUGAAUGUGCUUCUGGCUGAUUUCUAAUUCCCACCUAGAUCACACUGGGAAAGUAUUCUUACUUACAAUUAUGAAACAAAUAUAUAAACGUGUAUUUAAGGAUUAAAAUGUUUUGCUUUAUUCUUGUGUGUCAGCAUGGGAUAUUUCAAUAACAUUUAAAAGGAGAAAGAGAAAAAGCGAGAAAGAUUGUAGAAACGUUUUCCCCUCUUAAAAUCAUUCAUUUUUAUGUCGAGUACGUUAGUAUAAGCAGUAUCAAUUUGAAAGCAUAACUAGUACUUACGAGAAAUUUUGGAGUUUUUUUUAAAUGUUAUUAAUGUUCUUAACAAACACUUUGUAAAUCCAUUCACACAUUUCCAUAGUGAAACAUGACUAGAUUCCAUUAAUUUUUUUUUAAACUAAUAGAUUGUGAAUAAGACAGAUUCUAUUACAAAUCAAUUAAAGUAGGUUAACAGUUGUAAUUGUAACAGUGUAUAUCAAAAUAUUAAGUGUGUAUUUGCAUAAUGCACAAGUCAUCGAAGAUUAUUACUAUGAGUAUUAAUACCCUCCUAUAAUUGUUACCAGUAGAAUAUAAUUGUUUAUUGUCUUCUACCAUAAUAUUGUAAAUAGUAGUUUAAUUUGUCGAUAAUUUGUAAAUUGAGUGGAUAGAUGUUGUUUCGUAUUAAGAAAUUAUAAUAUUCUGUUGUCACCUUGUUCAUUGUUAUCUCAAUAAAUGAUUCAAUUUUAUGAUUUUAGUUA
Messenger RNA from Cimex lectularius (bed bug), 2342 nucleotides. Its product is annotated as EF-hand calcium-binding domain-containing protein 14. The record is from RefSeq and is a predicted model, not a curated record. NCBI's taxonomy places the organism in Eukaryota, Metazoa, Arthropoda, Insecta, Hemiptera, Cimicidae. Bases 257 to 1549 code for a protein of 430 amino acids. The transcript is spliced from 8 exons.